AUGACGUCUUCCCAAACCAAGCUAUUAGAACAAGACCUUUCUGGGAAAGUUGCUUUAGUCACCGGCGCUACUCGUGGCAUUGGUCGUGCUAUUGCGCUUCACCUUGCAAGCCGUGGGGCGUCCAUCUUGGCCACUUCUUCAUCGCCCAAAUCCCUUUAUCAGAUCGAAUCCCUUGCGACAGAGGUAUACAAGCUUUACGAAACCUCCGAUCACUCGUGUCCUUCCGUCGUAGGAGUGGCGGCAAACCUUUUUUCUCCAGACUUUGCUGAUAUAAUCGCGAACGAGAUCCGUGAUACAUUCGGCAGCAAGCUGCACAUCAUUGUCAACAAUGCAGCUUACUGGGAAUUUCGACCGAUGGGUGAACUUGAUGCGGAGUAUGUCCACAGCAUGCUGCUAGGCAACGUGCAGAGCUUGGUGUUGUUGAUGGAGGCUCUUUUCACAAGAGAAUACAUUCAACCCUUCUCAAGAGUCAUUAACAUAUCGGGCGGAGUAACUAGGAGUACCCUACCAGCUCCAGGCAUGUUCGUCUAUGCUGCCGUUAAGGCGGCCAUGGAAUCGCUCACCCGCUCUUGGGCCGACAUCCUGAGCGCACACAACAAGACACAUGGCACGACAUCCAACUCGGUCCUCGUUGGCCCUACUGCAACUGAAUCCUUUAUUAAUAAUGGUGCGCCACAAUUUAGAGAUCAGAUUCAGAACCGUGGCAAGGGGCCAACAGCUCACCAUGGCGUUGGAUGGCCGAACGACAUUGCUAAUGUUGUUGGUUUACUUGCCAGUGAGAGGUCUCACUGGAUCAAUGGUAGUACAGUUGGUGCCGACGGUGGCAUGUACAAGGUUCUAUAA
Molecule: messenger RNA, 843 nt
Organism: Fusarium venenatum
Lineage: Eukaryota; Fungi; Ascomycota; Sordariomycetes; Hypocreales; Nectriaceae
Product: 3-oxoacyl-reductase
Source: RefSeq, a predicted model, not a curated record